Labrus mixtus (cuckoo wrasse) is the source of this 3983-nucleotide messenger RNA. RefSeq names its product WD and tetratricopeptide repeats 1 (gene wdtc1). Gene Ontology annotation, biological process: negative regulation of fatty acid biosynthetic process. Gene Ontology annotation, cellular component: cytoplasm; Cul4-RING E3 ubiquitin ligase complex. Bases 569 to 2599 code for a protein of 676 amino acids. Gene Ontology annotation, molecular function: protein binding. The record is from RefSeq and is a predicted model, not a curated record. The transcript is spliced from 16 exons. NCBI's taxonomy places the organism in Eukaryota, Metazoa, Chordata, Actinopteri, Labriformes, Labridae.
AUCAGUGGGAGGAGCUUAGUGUUCAAGUCAGAGAAGAUAUUAGCGUGAAUCCUGUCAACAAACUCACUUAGAGUGGGAUUCUUUACGUCUAUUAAAUUGACAUUUCUUGACAGGGGCGGUUCUAGUUCAAUGCAAGCGGUGAGAUUCAUUUUGCAGUCUGAAAUCGCAAUUUAAGCGUUUCAAAUGUUAACGAUACAGGGACUGGACGUUUUGUUUAGCUAACAAGGUAACGCAAAUACGCUAACACCAGCUACUUGGUGAACUGGUCUUUUAAAGGCCUGGUGCAUGAGUAUCCUGCGAUGCUUACAGCCUAACAGUUAUUUUACGUAUGAAUAGUUGUCAUUGUUUGAGAAACAGUCAGACGGUUAUAAUACUGACAGAGCUGCAAAGCUAAAAUUAGCUUGUAAGCUAAUCAGCUCGGCUUGUUUAUGUUUUUUUUUCUACCGGAGCUGAGGGACUGUCUUUGUAGUAGAAACGUGUGUAGAUCAGAAAACGCUUUUGAGAAAUACAGGGUAAAUGUCAUCUGUGCUCUGACCACUGGAACCUCCAGCCCAGACCCUAUUUUUUUAUGUUUAGUGGUGAGGCGAUGACUACUGUCAACAUCACCAGAGACAUCCUGCACAGGCAGAUCAGAGACAAAAGAGCACCAGGCUUUCAAAGGUCCUAUCAUGUGACAGACCCUUUCAUCAAAAGACUUGGACUCGAGGCUGAGCUUCAGGGUCAUACCGGAUGUGUGAACUGUUUGGAGUGGAAUGAGCGAGGAGAUUUACUGGCUUCCGGGUCAGAUGAUCAGCAUGCUGUCAUCUGGGAUCCAUUCAAACACAAGAAGCUUACAACUAUGCACACAGGUCAUGCAGCAAAUAUAUUUUCAGUAAAGUUCCUCCCUCACUCCGGAGACAGAAUCUUGAUAACAGGUGCGGCCGACACAAAAGUCCAUGUGCAUGACUUGACGGUGAAGGAAACCAUCCAUAUCUUCAGCGAUCAUACCAACAGAGUCAAACGCAUCGCCACAGCGCCCAUGUGGCCAAACACCUUCUGGAGCGCUGCUGAGGAUGGCAUCAUUAGACAGUAUGACCUGAGGGAGAGCAGUAAACGCUCUGAGGUGCUGAUUGACCUGACAGAGUUCUGUGGUCAGCUGGUCGAGGCCAAGUGUCUAGCUGUCAACCCGAGGGACAACAACUACCUGGCUGUGGGUGCCAAUGGGCCUUUUGUCCGCCUUUACGACAUCAGAAUGAUUAACAACUACAGGAAAUCUAUGAGUCAGAGCACAUCAGCAUCGGUGCACACAUUCUGUGAGAGGCAGAAGCCCAUCCCAGACGGUGCUGGGCAGUAUUAUGUUGCAGGGCACCUGCCAGUGAAACUCCCAGACUACAAUAACCGCCUGAGAGUGCUGGUGGCCACCUAUGUCACCUUCAGUCCAGAUGGCACCGAGCUUCUGGUUAACAUGGGUGGGGAACAGGUGUAUCUGUUUGAUUUGACAUUCAAACAGAAGCCGUACACCUUUUUGCUUCCAAAAAAGUGCCAAUCAUCGACAGGGGAUCUACAGAAUGGAAAAACAACCAAUGGCGUCUCCAAUGGAAUCCACCUACCAACCAGCCAUAUUCGAUUUGCUGAAAGCAAGAUGCACUCUAGUUCUACCGAUCUCCCUGCUAGCUUGGAGAAAAUAAAACAACAGGCUAAUGAUGCAUUCGCACGGCAGCAGUGGACACAGGCCAUCCAGCUGUACAGUUUAGGUAUUCACCACACCAGCUGCAACGCCAUGCUGUAUGGGAACAGGGCUGCAGCCUACAUGAAACGCAAGUGGGACGGAGAUCAUUACGAUGCCCUCAGGGACUGUCUGAAGGCUCUGACUCUAAACCCUGCUCACCUGAAGGCUCAUUUCAGACUUGCACGUUGUCUCUUUGAGCUGAAGUAUGUGGCUGAAGCUCUGGAGUGUCUGGAUGAUUUCAAGGGAAAGUUUCCUGAGCAGGCGCACAGCAGUGCCUGCGAUUCUUUAGACAAAGACAUCAAAGCUGCUCUCUUCACCAAGACAGAAACAGGAGACGAUAAGAAGGCAAACAGCUCCAUUAGGUUCCACUCAUUCAGUCGGAAGGAGUCCGUCCCUGAAGAUGAGCUGGUGUUGAGAGAACGCAGCUUUGACUACAAGCACAGAUACUGUGGUCACUGCAACACCACCACCGACAUCAAAGAGGCAAACUUCUUUGGAAGUAAAGGCCAGUACAUCGUCAGCGGUUCAGAUGAUGGCUCCUUUUUUAUCUGGGAAAAGGAGACAACUAAUCUUGUGAGAAUCCUGCAGGGGGAUGAGUCCAUAGUCAACUGCCUGCAGCCCCACCCCAGCUACUGCUUCCUGGCUACUAGUGGUAUUGACCCUGUUGUGCGGUUAUGGAACCCUAGACCUGAGACUGAGUGUGACAAUGUCCGUGUGGUGGAGGACAUGGAGGGCGCGGCUCAGGCGAACCAGCGGCGUAUGAAUGCUGACCCACUGGAGGUAAUGCUGCUCAACAUGGGCUAUCGCAUCACGGGCCUGCGUGGCGUUGGUCCAGAAGGGUCCGAUGAUGAAGACAGCUCAGAGGGACAAGUGCAGUGUCGGCCAAGCUAAACAGAAGUGUCAGCCAUUCAAUUGAAUGGAUGUAGGAAGCAAGAAGCGCUCGCCCUGCCCAGCUCUCGUUUGAAUCUUAAUCCCCACCCCUUACAGUCUGACAGAAACAUUGAGUGAAUGUCAUGUCACAUAUCUGCACUAUGCAUCACCCUCCCCUGUCCAAAGAGAGGACUGGCGGAGAUCACUUUUGGGGAGAGGAAUUCAUGGAGGAUGGAGAGUACAUGCAUUACACCCCUUCAUUGCACCAACAACACCUCUGCCUCUCCCUCCACGCCCCACAGUGGCAGGGGCACACCUUGAGGAGAGCACCUUCCACGUCACUCCCCCGUUUCUCACAAAGAAGGAGGAGUUCAGCACUUAUCCCUCCUCAGGUUUAUGUUGGAGAGAAACACAAUACGUAGAAGAAGAAGCUGGAGGUUGAGCGACCUAUUCUCAGGUCAGGGUGGCCACACAGCAGUUGAGUCCUCCGUGGAGGAUCAGAUCACAGACCAGAAGAGAGUGCUUUGUUGCAUCUCCUGUCUGCUAAAGCUGGAGCUCAGAGGUUUAGUGCCUGCUCAUGCAGAAAAGCUGCACGCCCAAGGUAUCCAUUCUGAGUUAAACUCAUAUUUUAAGUUGGAGUUUUGGUCACAGGACGCCUAAAAUGAAUUGUCCACAUUUUGAAAGUUGCAAGUGUUGCUACAAUGAAAUAUAUUUGUAAGCUUUGUUUGGUUUAUAACUGUCAGAAAAAAAAAGUGUUUUCUUCUGCCAAAGGUUGUAAUCUGUCAUUUAAAUGGCCAAGGCUUAAAAAUGGUCUUCUUUGUUUCAUUGAAACAUGAUUUUGGCAUACAGUGCUCUUUUUAGUUAAGAGGUUUUACUACAAAAGAUUUUUGACAAGGUCAAGUAUCAAUAAAAAAAUAUUUGUUUAAAAAAAAAGCGUUCUAAAAUGUUUUUGAUUUAAAUCAAAUCAGUGUUGUUGGUCCUCUGGCAUGAAUUGUCAAUGGGAAAGUUCUAUUUUGGGUAUAAAUGGGGCGCAGAUGCUAAUUUGUGGUUUGUUGCAACUAUGUUUCUGUUGGCAAUAGACAGGAACCCUAUUGUUCCUGCGUACAGCCUGCGAGAGUUUAGCACUAGUCCUACUACCAUCAGGGGUCCAGUCCUGCUUGCUUGGGGCUUAUCUGAACAUAGUAGUGUGCAAAAAAGGACACAGAGCCAUCCUAACUGUUGUUCAGUGAACAGCAGAUUUCUCCCAAAAAGGGUUAAAUGUCAGGAAUGAGUCCUUAAAAUGUAACACUAGGCCUCCAUGUGUUUGACUUUUUUCAUUAAUUUGGGAUUAUCUGUUUUUAUUUGAGAAUUCCUGCAAAAUCCUUUGUUAAGCACAAGGUGAAGAAUAAAAUUAACAAACACCUUG